This is a messenger RNA of Symbiodinium sp. CCMP2592, 1356 nucleotides long. Lineage: Eukaryota; Dinophyceae; Suessiales; Symbiodiniaceae. The record is from the annotation of a GenBank genome assembly.
AUGAGGCUCAAGGUGUUCAGUGAGCUGAGGCUCAACAGGCUUCAGAUGUUUCAAGAUUCGAAGAGGAAGCGGAGCAGGGGGGCACCUGCAGUGGUGAUUCGGAAGAACAAGCCAAAGUGGCGACGCGUCAAGUGUUUUCAGCUCAAGUUCGGUACUGCUGCGGACACCUUCAGGCUGCCACAGUUUUUGGUGGACACUAUGGAAACGAGCUCGGCAUCGCCUCCGAUCAAGAAAGCCUUAACUGGACUCUCCAGGCUUGUCGUGACCAGCAGCUUUUCCGGUGUUGGAUUCGCAGAGUUGGGCUUGCAGUCUCUACUUGCAAGCAAGAAUCAUGACUUGAAGGUCAAACGACAGGUGGAGAUCAACCGGCACUGUCGUGAGGUCUUGCUGUCUCGGAACCACUCGGGUUGUGUUUUUGAUGACAUCCAGGCUUUGGUUCCGGAUUUUGAGAUGGGCACGGCAGCCAAGCCACCCAGGUGCCGUUCCAGUGCCGUCAAGGCGUACUGCCACCAGCAUGCCAGGCUGUGCCCCGUGGCACCCAAGAAGAUGUUAGGGCAGCUGCAUCUGGAAGUGGCCGGGCCACCUUGUCCGCCAUGGAGCCGAUUUGGCUGCAGACGUGGUGAAAGUGACAUUCGGCACAGAGCUCACGAUGCCUGGGUGUCACUUUGCCGGCAGGAAGAGCCGGACCUUAUCCUGUUUGAGAACGUCGUCGGCUACAAACUGGAAUUGCUUGACAAGAAUUUUGCCGACAAGUAUCGGGUAUUGCCGGAGAUUUUGGACCCCAGGCUUUUCGGGGCGCCUAUGUCCAGGCCUCGUGUCUACAGCCUGCUGGUUCACAAGAGCCUGGACUGGAAGGGGACGGAAGCGAGCUGGUUGCUGGACGCUGUGAAAGCAGCAGGUGGUGAGGUACAUAGUUCUGAUUCCAGCAGCACCUACGACAAUCGGAUCUACGCAGAGCUCCCUGACGAUGGGUCCAGGCGUCAUAUGACCUCCAAGGAGCAUGCUCGCUUGGAGGCCUACAACGGACUCAAGAGACUUGGUGAGGCGACGGUAGUAGACCUCACACAAAGUGCGAAGAAACCGGUUGCUAGCUUGGUCGAUGGUGCACUUCCUGUUCUCCGGACUUCAUGUCGGGGCCUGUACAUGAGGCAUGCCCAGCAAUUUUUGAGUUGUUUCCAGCUCUUGCGUGCGAUGGGCUAUCCCGUGCACCCGUCGGAUGCUGCGCAGAUGUCUCUGGGACACUGUCCCCUUCCCAGCCUUCCGAAGGAGAAGCUGUUUACAAUGAUUGGCAAUGGUAUGUUUCCAGCAUGUGUUGCACUUGCAGUCCUUACAGCAAUGCUCCACAUAGACCUUUGA